Messenger RNA from Rhineura floridana, 3883 nucleotides. RefSeq names its product cyclic nucleotide gated channel subunit beta 3 (gene CNGB3). Lineage: Eukaryota; Metazoa; Chordata; Lepidosauria; Squamata; Rhineuridae. Gene Ontology annotation, cellular component: plasma membrane; photoreceptor outer segment; intracellular cyclic nucleotide activated cation channel complex. Gene Ontology annotation, molecular function: intracellularly cAMP-activated cation channel activity; protein-containing complex binding; cGMP binding. The transcript has 19 exons. The record is from RefSeq and is a predicted model, not a curated record. Gene Ontology annotation, biological process: monoatomic cation transmembrane transport.
UUUAAAUAAUCAUAAAUACAUUGAUGCCAUUCACAGCAAAAGUGGGAUAGAAAACUCUAUUGAAUAAAGCACUUUAACAACUUAAAUGAAGAAGACAAGAAAGAACAAGACAAAAAUAAGAACACAAAUGAUGCCCUGAAAAAAAGAGACAGAAAACGCUGCACGGCCAAACUCUAAUAAACAAGUUGUAUCCUGUCAUUCUUCCAAGGGACGCAGAGCAACAUUUUAGCAUCAAAGCUAACAUAUGAGAUGCAGCAGGACCUCCAAGAAAAGGACCUGAACCCACUCAAGCUGCAAGAUCAACAGAACCUGCUGGGGCAAUGCAACAGGAAAAGGCGCAACCAAUCAAGGAGAUGGAAGAGGCAGCUGACACAGAGAAUAAGCGACCAGGAACCCCCAUCAAUGAAUAUGCUCAAGCUCAGCUGCAAGAAGUCAUCAAGAAAAUGCGAGAAAAGACAGCCAUGUAUAAACAAAAGCUGACUGAUCCAGUCAUCUCCUCUCCUGAACCUAGUCCAACAGCCACACCCAAAAAGAAGGUGCCACCCCCUCCACCAAAAGAGGAGAAAAAGGCAGAAGAAGCCAAAGCAGAGGAGGAGCAUUACUGUGACAUGCUAUGCUGUAAAUUCAAAAGGCCACCUAUGAAAGGAUACAUAAAGAAAAUGAAGCUACCAGAAAGCAUAGAUGCAUACACAGACCGCUGCUACAUAGGAUGGUUGUUCUUGGUCGUCCUUGCUUAUAACUGGAACUGCUGGUUCAUCCCACUGCUAUUAGUAUUUCCAGUUCAGACAUCAAGCAACAUGAUAUACUGGAUUGUGGCAGACAUCUUAUGUGAUAUCUGCUAUGUCUGUGAUCUGGUGUUAUUUCAGCCCCGAGUACAAUUUGUGAGAGGUGGAGAUAUAAUAACAGAUAAAGUAGAAAUGAAGAAAUUCUACCAGAGUUCAUUAAAAUUCCAGCUUGAUAUGUUAUCCGUAAUACCGUUUGAUGUCUUGUGUGUUAUAUUUGGGUUUAACGCAGUAUUUAGAGUGAACAAGGUGAUUAAGCAUCUCACAUUCUUUGAAUUCAAUGACCGAUUGGAGGCAAUCAUGGAUAAAGCAUACAUUUACAAAGUAAUUCGAACUACUGGGUACCUGUUGUUUAUCCUGCAUGUUAAUGCAUGCAUAUAUUACUGGGCCUCAACCUAUAAAGGACUUGGCAGCACUAAAUGGGUGUACGAUGGCAAAGGAAACAGGUAUCUAAGAUGUUACUACUGGGCAGUUCGCACUUUAAUCACUAUUGGUGGACUUCCAGAACCAGUAACUAUGUUUGAAAUCAUCUUUCAACUUCUGAAUUUUUUCUCAGAAGUCUUUGUAUUCUCCAGCUUGAUUGGUCAGAUGCGUGAUGUCAUUGGAGCAGCAACAGCAGGGCAGAACUACUACCGUGCCUGUAUGGAUAACACAGUAUCAUACAUGAACACUUAUACAAUUCUAAGAAUUGUUCAGAAUCGUGUUCGAACUUGGUAUGAGUAUACGUGGGAUUCACAAGGAAUGCUGGAUGAAUCCGAACUGCUGGAGCAGAUGCCAGGAAAAAUGCAGCUAGCCAUUGCAAUUGAUGUGAACUUUGCCAUUGUCAGCAAAGUUGACUUGUUCAAAGGAUGCGAUACGCAAAUGAUAUGUGACAUGUUGCUGAGACUGAAAUCCAUUGUGUAUUUACCAGGCGACUUUGUCUGCAAAAAGGGAGAAAUUGGUAGAGAAAUGUACAUCAUCAAACAAGGCGAGGUUCAAGUACUUGGAGGUCCUGAUGGCACCAAGGUCCUGGUCACCUUGACAGCAGGAGCUGUAUUUGGAGAGAUUAGCCUAUUAGCAGCAAGUGGAGGAAAUCGGCGGACUGCAAACGUGGUGGCCCAUGGAUUUGCCAACCUUUUUAUUCUUGACAAGAAGACCCUCAAUGAAAUCUUGGUGCACUACCCUGACUCUGAAAAGCUCUUGAGGAAGAAGGGAAAAGCACUCAUGAAGAAGACAGGCAAGGCUGCUGGGGAUCCACCACAACUUGCAAAAGGCUUCGCCCCGCUCACACAGAAAAUAGAACCACCCAAGAUGUUCAAAGCAUUGCUUGGUAGGCAAGGUGGAGGCAUGGCUACGAUUAUCAAGCUGAAGAGAGCACAAGAUGCCCAGGAGGAAAGAGAAAGGGAGGAACAAGCCAAGAAAGAGAAAGAACAAGAAAAGGCAGAAAAAGCAAAAAGCAGAAGCAAAGUGUGAAACCAAACCAACAGAAAAAAAACCCCAACACAAGCUCCUGAGGCCGAAGAGCCACAAGCACAAAUUGAGCCAACUGCCCCUAAAGAAGAGCCAGUUGCCAACCACCAGCCAUCACCGCCAUCACCUCCUCCUAAACCAGGUUUGCUCAGAGGAACCACUAGCCAGUCCCUUAUCAUUAGCAUGACUCCUUCCCCCACACCUGGGGAAGGAGACAUCCUUACUGUUGAAGUCAAAGAGAGAAAAAAAGCAUAAACUAGUGGAUCUUCUUGCUCUGCUUUCUAUCCAAGACUGUGUCCACAGUGAUUGCCCAAUUCAGUUUUCUGAGAAUGUGACCAUUUCAGACAUUUUUGCACGGCCAAUGAACAUGGGGCAGGGGCUUCAGCAUUGCAAUGGCAGGUUCAACCUAUGCGCAUUGGUUGUAAAGUCUGAAAAGAGUCCCGCGACUGUUUAUUUUUAUCUAAUUUAUUAAAUUUCUAUCCCUGCCUUCUUCCCAAAGGGCGAGCUCCUGUGUACAUUACAACUGUAUACACAGGCAAUGGUGUCCACAGAAAUAAUUAUUUAGGGAGGCAUGGCCUGUUUAUUGUGACUAAAGGUAACUGGCCCAACACGCUGCGCUCUUUAUUUCACUGAUAGCUCCCCAUACUCUUGUGGGGUGCUAAAAAGAAACAACAAGCAUCACAGGAGGGCUGGGCUAUUCCUUUAUGGAUGGUUUACUCUAGGGUAGACCGACUUCAGACUUGCUCAAUCCUUUUUUUUAUUUGAAUUACUGCAAAUGAUAAAGAUAUGUACCAGUGGAUUUCCUUCCAACUUCUGUCCACCCCAGUUUGCUGCAUUAUAUGGUAUACAUUUUGGAACUAAUCUGUAACAAACUGUUGUAAUCUGUCCACUAAUACAGCAGGAGAUAGGCAGACGUUUGCCAAUGUAUCUGCAUCAGUAUAAGGAUUGUAACUCUUGGUUUCACAUGCUUGCAUUCAGAUUUCAUUUUAAACACUUUGGGUUGUUUUCAGCUAAGUUCUACUGAGAUUAGACCCAUUGAAAUCAAUGUACCUAAAUUAUUCAUGUCCAUUAAAUUCAAUGCUCUACCCUGAGUAGGACUAGCUUUGGAUGCAACCAUUUACCUUUAAUAUUUAAAUGACUUUUUUUUAAAAAGCAAGCAACUGGUUUUUCAAUUACAAAAAUAAUUAUUUCAUCUAAUGAGCACUUAACAAAACACCCUCCUCAUCUUCCACUUUUUCAGUGAUAUCCUGUGGGUAUAAUAUGCAUAGCCUGUCUCUUUAAGAGCAGAUCUUAAUCCAGUUAGAUUAGUGCAGCGCCUCCCAAACAUUUUUCCUUCCAAGGGCCACUUGCCGAUGGUCUUGGCAAACCACAGAAUGAUUUUUCUAACUGUUGCAGCAAUUGGAGUAAACUGCACUAGAUGGCUGUAUGAUUUUAAUUGUAUUUUUGUCUCUUCUAUUCCUUAUAUUGGAAUUUAUUGUAUUAUUUGCAUUCCAUAAACUAAAAUUGUAACAAAAGAAACAAUUAAAUGCAAUUAAAAAUUGAUAUGAAUAUGUAAUGUGUACAUGCUACAAACCAUCUGAAUGAAGCUUCUGGAUGGUCUGUAGUUCAGAGAAAGACCUAGGCUAGGGGUGUUAGGGUGUUUGUAUAGUCCA